CGACUUCUUAAGAAAUGGGAAAUCGCUUCGCCUACUUGCAAAAGCAGGGAGGUGGCUCCUUUCCCGUAAUAACCCCGUAUUAACUUGGGAUGUCUGCGUUGGUUGCGGUAACAAGGGCACUGUAUUAAUUUACGUGGAUAUAACUUUUCUGCGUUUGAGAUAGUCUUCUUGGAUCAGUUUUUUUUGUUUUAAAAACGCGGAUCUUCCCCGGCUGCUUCCUGCUCUCUGCUGGCCCGACGGGCAGCCUCCAGCGCUCCAGGCCGUGACACUAGCCACGCCAUGUCCUCCAACGGCGACGUGAGCCACCCAACUAUCUCUGGCAGCUUCUGGGAGCCGGGGAACUACAGGAGCACAGUGAAGCGUAUUGACGAUGGCCACCAACUCAGCAGCGACCUGGCACUCUGUCUCCAGGAGCGAGCCAAGAUCGAGAGGAGUUAUGGCCAGCAGCUGGCUGACUGGGCUAAGAGAUGGAGGCUGGUGGUGGAAAAAGGCCCAGAGUACGGCACUCUGAAGAGGGCUUGGCAUGCCUUCAUGGAUGCCGGUGACCAGCUCAGUGAGAUCCAUAUGGACCUCAGGGAUAGCCUGGUCGUGGACGAAAGCGAGAAAGUAAAGAACUGGCAGAAGGAUGCCUUUCACAAGCAGAUUAUUGGCACCUUCAAGGAGACCAAGGAGGCUGAGGAUGGUUUCCGUAAGGCGCAGAAGCCGUGGAUUCACAGGAUGAAGAAUGUGGAGUCGUCCAAGAAGAGCUACCACCAGGCACGGAAGGAGGAGCGGACGGCCGUGACCCGAGAGAAUCAUGCGAAGGCUGAUCCCACCAAGUGCCAGGAAGAGGUCCAGAAGCUUCAGGAGCGCGUGGAGAAGUGCAGCCAGCAGGCCGAGAAGGCCAAACAGCGCUAUGAGCGGGCGUUGGAAGACCUGUACCGCUGUAACCCACGCUACAUGGAGGACAUGGAGCAGGUGUUCGAGAUCACCCAGGAGGCUGAGAAGAAGAGGCUGCUUUUUUUCAAGGAGGUCCUGCUCAGCACCCACAAGCACCUGGACCUCUCCAGUAGUGACAGAUUCAAAGCACUGUUUCAAGACCUGGGCAAGACACUAGCUGCAACCAGCAAUGCAGAGGACCUGAGAUGGUGGAGGAACACGUAUGGGCCAGGCAUGGCCAUGAAUUGGCCGCAAUUUGAGGAGUGGUCCCCCGUCACCAGCCUGUCCAUCAGCCGGAAAGAGAGGACCAGCCAAGCAGAGAACGUGGUCACUCUGACUAACAUUGUCUCAGCUGUGGAGCCAGUUUCCAGGGUACCAGCAACAAUGAGAUCUGCCAUUCAUAUCAGCGAUAACAUCAGUUGUGGGAAUGCCUGGUCUGAUGGAGACAUCUCUGGGAACUGCAACACAGCUAAUAGGAGGGACAGUGACGUUGAGCCAGUGGGCGAGCGCGUGAAAGCCCUCUAUGACUAUGUGGGCCAGGAGGAGGAUGAGCUGAGCUUCAAAGCGGGUGAGGAACUAAUGAAGCUAAGUGAGGUGGACGAGCAGGGUUGGUGCAAAGGACAACUGGACAGUGGGCAAGUUGGACUAUACCCUGCAAACUAUGUCGAGGUGAUCUGGUCCAGAUGACCUGCCACUUGAAUGGCCUGACAGAAUGAUGACAACACCUGUCCAGUUUACUAUGAUUCCAGCGCACUUUGCCUGAGCUUGGGGGAAGUCGCACCUUUUAAUAAGUGGUGUAAGGCUUUUUAAUAAUUAAGGCUUCUUUUUUAAAUACGGGCCACUACUUAAGGGACUUUGAGGAAGUAGCUUGUAUGUCUUGUGCUGGUUUUGCGGUAUUGAUGCGGAGGAUAUGUGGGUUUGGGGCUUGGGGUUUAACUUGAGAGCUGAGAGUAUACUUCCACAUUUCUCUGAGGAGUGCCCUUCCACAUUUCUAAUUGGCUCAUCUGGCAUCCCCCCUCCCCCCCCCCCCCCCCCCACUGUGGAAUACCACCAUGGUUCAGGUAUAGUCAUUUAAUCAGCCUUUAACAAAGCAAUGAGCCACAUGGUCAGGGGUCCUUGGCAUUUAUUAUCCCAGUGUUUAUGUUUCUGUUUAGCCUAAUGCAGAGAUUUCCAUGUGUUUCUUGAGGUGGUUCCAUGGUGUCACCCUGAGAGCUUGUGACUGACACUACACUUCACUCACAGUGUGUUGAUCUGAAAAAUAGCAUGCCAAAAAUGUGCAGUGAAGGGCAUAGGUGUCUUGGAAGUGGUACCCUUCAAAUAUUGACCAAGUAGGCUACUUUCCUUUUUUUGAAUGUGUACUUAAUCUCUUUCUGUGUCCUUUUUUUCUUAGCUAAACUUUCAAGCUUUUGUUUACUUUUCAUCGUGAGUUGCAUCAAUUUAUCAUUAGUUAUCAUUGUACAGAUUAAAAAAAAAAGAUAUAACAUGUAUGGAACUAUAUCCUUACUAACUGUGUACUGGAUUAAACUCCAUGCUGUGUAUGAUACUUAUGUGGCCCUUUUAGUGCCUAAUUAAAGUAUUGUAGUUAUAUAAAAUAUUGUAUUUUCACAUGAUGUUUUCACACUGAUUUAAUGCAUGACACAAAUCAUUAUUCCUGUGGGUGUGGGGAAUUACCUGGAGUAUCGUUUUGACAAAUUUGAAGUCUUACGUGAAAUGUUAUUAUUUAAAUGGUGAAGCAUUUGCUGCCCAUUAGAGACACUUUCUUAUUUUACCCUUUUAUAAUUGACAUGCAAAUAAAAAUCAUUAAAAUACAAACUCA
This is a messenger RNA of Brienomyrus brachyistius, 2734 nucleotides long. RefSeq names its product protein kinase C and casein kinase II substrate protein 3-like. Gene Ontology annotation, cellular component: plasma membrane; cytoplasm; endosome. Gene Ontology annotation, biological process: plasma membrane tubulation; regulation of endocytosis; cytoskeleton organization. The record is from RefSeq and is a predicted model, not a curated record. Lineage: Eukaryota; Metazoa; Chordata; Actinopteri; Osteoglossiformes; Mormyridae. The transcript is spliced from 11 exons. Gene Ontology annotation, molecular function: protein binding; phospholipid binding. Bases 280 to 1605 code for a protein of 441 amino acids.